Molecule: messenger RNA, 2904 nt
Organism: Didymodactylos carnosus
Lineage: Eukaryota; Metazoa; Rotifera; Eurotatoria; Philodinida; Philodinidae
Source: the annotation of a GenBank genome assembly
AUGCUCUCGGGAAAUUUAGGUCAAAUUGUUGUUGAUGGCACAGGCCCUAUCUCUCUCUGUCCAAAACAUGUUAUUCGUCAUAUCAAAGAUCAAAGUAUCAUACGUGAACUUGCCUUACAUUCUUCACUAAAAGUAUUUAUUCGUGGUGCAACAUCGCCGCAUCUUGAAUCUGGUGUAUUAUUACCCUACACAGAGAUAUGUACAAAUCCGUUAGAAAGAUUAUCUUCAACAAAUUUACUACUAUACACAUCAUUUUCUAAUGAUAAUAUUCGCAUGCUAUUACGUUCAGCCGUUGAAAAUGGUGUUCAAAGUUUUCAUUAUGCUAUUCAAGAUUUCAAAACUACUUAUUCAAAAACGUACGUGAAACAAUUAGAUAAACCCGAUACAAAUAAUAAUACGUUGUUAUGGUAUUUGGCUGUAGCUAAACAAUAUGAAUGUAUCCAAGAAUUGCAUAAGUAUGUAUCAAAGAUUAAUGUCAAUUGUGUAAAUGGAUCAUAUCAACAAACUAUUCUUCAUUAUAUAACGUCAACAGGCACUCUGGAAGGACUUAAUAUUGCCUUGCAAAUUGGUGUUAAUACAAGUAUUAAAGAUUGUCUAGGGAGAACCGCUCUACACUAUGUUACAUUAUGUAGAGAAGAGACAAGCAGCGUAGAUGUAGCAAAAAUUUUAAUCGAAAAUGGAACAUCACCAAGUGACUAUGAUUAUAUGCGUCAAACUUGUCUACAUUUUGCAUUGAUGAAAGAAAAAUAUGAUUUAGUUGAAUAUUUAUUAACAUUGGACAAUGUAAAUAUAUGUACACGUAAUAAACAUGGUUAUACAUCACUGGGAUACUUAUGUGAACAAUUGCUAUCAAUACCAGAUAUUUACAUUGAGAAAAACAUUGGCAAUAGUCAAAAAUUAAAUCGGUUACUAUCGAUUAUUGAUAUAUUUGUUGAACGAUAUCCAAAAGAUGAACUGUGGCAAGCAUUUCACAUUUACAACGAUUGUGAUCCAGAUAAAACUUGCAGAAGAACAUUAGAAAAGUCAUUGACAUCGGAAAAUAAUGUAAAAGAUUUAUUUGGAGAAAAUUUACUAAUGCGUUUAUAUUCAAAGUUACUUUAUUGUAAACAAACAAAUAUUUUAAUAAAAUUAGGAACAAUAUUGAAUAUUCAUAAUGAUAACUAUUGUCAUAAUGAUCGAAAAUUAUUUGUGCAACGUUUAUUAGAGCUAAGAUUGUGGGAAUUAGGUAUUCAUUAUCUAUGUGAUACCGAUGGUGUUAAUUUACAAAAAGUGUUAACCUAUUUUGUUGCCUAUGAUCCACAUGCUGUAAAUUCAUCUAAAAAUACUCAUGAUUUAUCAUUAGUUUGCAUAUGUUUAUUUUAUGCUCUGGUCACACUCACUUUUUCGUUCUCAUUUGAAAACAUCGUUCCAAUCUCUUCAUUUAUUAAACAACAGAAAUCAUACUAUUAUCAUUUAAUUCAUACUAAAACAACUAUAGCCGAAGACUCUGUUCAAUAUCCACAUACUUUGCCAGCUUCAAAUCAGUUUAAUCGAUCUUUGGAUAUGUCGAAUCAUCAACAAUUCCCUAGUAUUCCACAACGAUUGUCAGGUAAACAACGAGACACAUUCACACAUCAUGCGACACAUAAGAAAAAACCAUCAUCGGAAGAACAAUCUCCAUCAGUCGAUAUAAACACUAUAAAUGUUGUUAGAGAUCAAAAAAAUGAGAGUAGCAGAAAUUUGAAAAUUAUUCCAUCAUUAAGUGGUGGGUCAGACAUUACAGAUCAAAUACAAAUGUUAGAUUCUACACACAGUAUCGAUAAGAAAAAAUAUUAUAAGACGAUUAAAGUUCCAAAUAAAAUUCGUGACUCAAUUACUUUUUCACCCAAAUGUGAUUGGUAUAUGACAAAUAAUGUUAUGCAUAGUCAAUAUGUGACUAUUGCUCACACUUGUUUACAUUAUGCUAUUUUUAACGUUUUUUCAUUGAAACAAUGUUGUCGUUUUACAAUUCGAAAAUUAUUAUGUACAAAUAUUCUACAAAAAGUAUCUAAAUUCUAUGAUAUGUUAUCACCACAACUCAUUCUAUAUUUGAAAUAUCAUGAAAUUUUAUUAUUGUAUCCAAGAACACGAAAAAAAUUAAAUUUACAAUUAGUAUUUUAUCUUAUAAAACGCUUAUAUAAUAUACAAAAUUCAUUUGAAGAAGAUAUGUUUGGAAAUUGGAGUAUGGAUGUUAAAUUUCCAAGUUGGAUGAAACAAGAGGAAGAGGAUAUUGAACAAAAUGUUAGAGAUAUUGAUGAGCGUGAGACAGACGAAAAAAGAGACAGAGAAACACGUAUAUCCUCAGUGGAGUCAGUGACGUCAUUUGAAAGUUUCCAUGUGGAUAUUCCUGUAACACAAGUUAGUUUACCACCUGAAGAAUGUCGAGAACAAUCUAUUGUUGAAUUUACAUUAGCGAAAGAAGAAUCCAACUUUGAUACAUUUGCUUCCCUUAAAUUAUCAGCAUCGGAAAUAUCGUACUCAUUAAAGCUUGAUGUAUUGGAAAAAGAAAAGGGGAAAAUAGCAACAACAGAUCUGUUACCCGAUGUACCAUCACCAAAAAGUGCCUCGGUAUACGAUGACCAACAAUCAUUGGUAACCGAUAAUGAGAUUGAAGAUAAAUAUGACAGACGCGAUAAAAUCAUAACUAAAAUAACAGCAAGAAACGCAGAGCGCGAGCCUGUACGAAAAACUUUAGAAGACGAACCUAGCAGACAACCACUAAUACAAAAGGAAAAGACAUUGCGGAAAUCGUUAGAUAUAGCACUAAAAGAUUUGGAAAAAGAUGCGACAAUGAUUGAAGGCUUGUUAGCUAAAUUUUUAAAGAGUGAUGAAGAACAGAUGCAACAAGACAUAAUAUCAACGCCAAAUACAAAAUCUGAGAGAUAA